CGGCUUCCCUUGGUGUACGAACUCUGGUGUAUUCAUGGAAGCUAAUCGAACGCACCUAUUGAUUGCCGUUUAUGGAACCAUGGAGCCGGAAGUUAACGCACAACUUCAGCGAUCGUCCAAUGGGAGCCUGCAAAUCGUGAUGUGUCCGCGCGUAUGACGAAGUCACUUACGAACUGCAUAGCCAUUCGCUGACUCACGUACGCUUUGUUCCCGAAAAAUCCUGGCUUUUUGAAAUACUGAGCUGGCUUUAUGAAGCCAUCAAAAUGGGGCCAUCGGGAAUGUCGAGUGAAAACACGCUGGAUAGUUUGAAAAAUAAACUAAACGCAUCUGUACACUGUCAGUAUUUGAUAAACACUUCACGGUAUUUUUGAUCACCAUCCAUGUGUAAUCAAUUGUUUUCUCACAAGUUUUUUUCUUACCUGUUUCUUUUUGAUUUAGUUUUGUCAUGAUGCGUAUAGUUUUGACCUUGGAGUCAACGAAGAAUAGAAAGUUGUUUCACCUCCUCUUUUAGAGAUAGUAUGCAUUUAUUGGAUCAUGCUAGCAAGUGUGAUGUUUUCCUGCCAAUUUUUGUAUGAAAGAAUGACGUGUGUUGUAUUGUUGUUUGACCGGAGAAAAGGUAUCUCAAAUUAUCUGCUAUUAGAGCAUUUUGUGCCACGUGAACUUGGCGGUUUGUGGAGAAGGAUGGAAUCUACCAGAAGGACUGCCGUCUUGUAUUUCUGAAAGUAUACGACCAACUUGAAAAAAAGAGCCCUCCAAAUGCUGAUGGGCCAUGUGACUGUUUAAAGGCGUGAUUGUGUCUUUGGAGAGAAAUAUUUUCAAAAUUCAUCAGUUAAUUGAGUCACUGACAAUUGUAAGGAAAAUAAAGAUGUGGAAGUGAGCUUUUAUUUGAUGUGUGUCUUGAACACCUGAGAAACUUAUGAUUAUUUUCCUGAUUUUUUUAAGUGGGUUGGGGUAUUUACCUGUAUUGUUAAACUGCUCUGCAGCCCUAAAAAGCUCAGUUGAGGCCACUGGAGGGCGCCUUAACAUCUCACGUGUUGCUCGGCAGUGUCAAAUGUGUUUCCUGUGAGAAUGGACACCUGCGAUUUACACUUACUUGGAAACUGCAAUGAAAAUGACUUGAAACUGUCCGUGCAGUGUGCAGCAAGACUGGGGUACGGAGUUCUCGCCGUUGGCUACAACUGUCCCAUCCAAGAGAAACCAAGCAGUGAAAAAAAUAAGGUGAAACUUCCGUUUGCACCACCGGCUCUGAAGCUGGAUGGCCACACCGAAGCAGCUGUAGGAGUACGGUCAAAGGGCGUCAAACAAUUGUCACGCAUAAAUAUUGUGCUGUCAGAAGGCUCAGAAACACACAAACUGAGGCAGGACAAUGUGCAAUCCUACGAAUUGCUGGCCGUGCAGCCGACCACGGAGAAGAUGUUCCACAUGGCCUGCACCAAGCUGGAGGUGGACAUCGUCUGUCCGGACAUGACGGAGAAGCUGCCAUUUUACUUCAAGAGAGUGGCAAUCAAUGCCGCAAUUGAGAGAGGCAUCUACUUUGAGAUCCCCUACGCACCGGCCAUCCGCGAUGCGACCAUGCGGAAGAAUGUCCUCAGCAAUGCCAUGACAUUGAUCACCCUGUGUCGGGGCAAGAACGUCAUCAUCACCAGUCAAGCCAUCAAGCCACUUGAAAUCAGAGGGCCCUACGAUGUAGCCAACCUGGGUCUGCUGUUUGGGCUAACAGAACAAGAAUCCAAGAAUGCAGUGUCGACAAACUGCAGGGCAGUGCUGUAUCACGCAGCUACGAGACGGAACACCAUCAAGUCUGUCAUGUCACUCCAGCAGGUCAGUGACCUCCCGGCCCAAGACCGGUGGAAGGUACGCGCGGGCCAGGAGGCCUGCAGCCUUAGCAUUGAGGAAGAUUCCACAGAGGCCGAGGAGACAGGAGUCCUGGCUAGAACCAACAAGCGGAGGAAAUCAAAAACCAGAAGCAACUCUGGCAAGGGGGAAGAAGCGUCCUCUAAGAAAAUGAAACAUGCGGGCGGGGGUGGACCGGCCUCAUCGUGAUCUCCUAAAUGCUCGUUAGGACUAACUGCUGGGUGACUGGAUGAAGUGCCAAGGCCGGACUAGCCUGGUCUGGACGUGAGCCCUGAAAGGGUUAAGACCUUAAGAAAUCAUGCUGGAGUUGAAAAGCCAGUUUCACGGUUUCGCUUUAUGGUUGGCCAAAAUAUGUCUGCCCACUGCAGAUACACUGUGACAACCUGCAGUGCGCUCAACAGCACUGACUGGCUUGUGUCUUGCAGGGCGACUUUUAGUGUUCAUGACAGUUGUCAAGAAAUUCUGCGUAUGGAAUACAUGUAAGUAGACUCCUUCCCGUGCCGACUGUGAGCACCUCUGUCAGACCAGAGACUCUUUUGAGCAUUGACGCAUGCCCCUAUAUGAAAUACGGCCCAGGACCAGAUCUGGGCUGGAGACAGGCCGCGCUGAAUCAGAUUCACAGUAAUCAGUGGUGUGCCCCAAGGGAAGGGGAGGUGUCAUUGUAGGGAUAAGAGAUUAAACUUUAGUCUCAGAUCAUGAUAAGGCCUGGCCCCCUGCCUUAUAUACUCAAUGGUUAUGAAUAUGUUACGUCACCUGAACACUUAGUUACAGUCACUACAAAAUCUACUAACACUGGGGCAAUCAUGCUUUGAUAUUGGUAACUUAUAGGAUCCUUUCAACUUUUUAAAAAUUUUUUUUAAAUCUUACAUCACUGCAUAAGCUGAACUGAUCAUUGUCACACUUUAGAAAUAAACCCACUGCUUUCAGUUUGUAAAAACA
This is a messenger RNA of Acanthaster planci (crown-of-thorns starfish), 2793 nucleotides long. RefSeq names its product ribonuclease P protein subunit p30-like. NCBI's taxonomy places the organism in Eukaryota, Metazoa, Echinodermata, Asteroidea, Valvatida, Acanthasteridae. Gene Ontology annotation, cellular component: nucleolar ribonuclease P complex. The record is from RefSeq and is a predicted model, not a curated record. Gene Ontology annotation, biological process: tRNA processing. Gene Ontology annotation, molecular function: RNA binding.